Messenger RNA from Pisolithus orientalis, 1389 nucleotides. Its product is annotated as major facilitator superfamily domain-containing protein. Gene Ontology annotation, cellular component: membrane. Gene Ontology annotation, molecular function: transmembrane transporter activity. Lineage: Eukaryota; Fungi; Basidiomycota; Agaricomycetes; Boletales; Pisolithaceae. The transcript has 3 exons. Bases 1 to 1389 code for a protein of 462 amino acids. Gene Ontology annotation, biological process: transmembrane transport. The record is from RefSeq and is a predicted model, not a curated record.
AUGGUCACCCUCCGUCCUAGCGUUGGCAACUAUGAGGAUGACUCGGAACUCAAGCUUCCUAAAAUUGCGUCGCUAUGCAUCAUACUUACGAUGAACCUACUACUGCAGAUCUCGUUCUUCAUCAUUGUAUCGUCGUCCAAUGAGUAUGCCCAGUACUUGGGUGGCAGUUCAACAUUCUCUGGGCUGGUCAUUGGUAUACCCACUGUUUUUGGGGGUCUGGCACUCAUCCCUAUGACGAAAUUCGACAAGGGCGGAUAUGCCAUGCCCUUGCAUGUCGGCUGCCUCACAGCGAUUCUAGGUCACAUUGCUUAUGCCAGUGCCUAUCGACUUCAUUUCCUAUACCUGAUCCUUAUCGGACGUUGUUUGAAUGGGAUAUCGUUCACUGGGUUCAUGUAUACUAAGCGGUACUGCACAGACCCCCGCAUCGUAGGCAUCCGUCGUAGAACCACUUUGGCGAGUUGGUUGGUCGUCGGACAGGGUUUGGGGAUGACUCUUGGACCUUUCUCCGGCGGUUUGCUAUAUAAGAUUGGGUUUUCCAGCCCAAUUUUUAAUGGGUAUACCAGUCCGGGUUGGGUCAUGGCUGGUGUUUACGCGAUUUUCUGGGUCAUCAUUGCGAUAUACUUCGAGGAUCUUCCUCAGGUGAACGGGAUUCCUUCACAGCCGACGAAUUCACUGCCGCUCCAGGUCGUAAAUGUACCGGGACCCAGCCAUGAUGAUCAAGGAGGAACCCUAUUCACACGGGCAACUGUAAGCACACCAACUUCACGAGUUACCCUCUGGAUUCUAUUUCACCACGUUCCUGCCACACAGUGCGGUGUGAUAUUCUGUAUGUGUUGGUUUGCCAUGUUAUGCUUCUUUAUUUUGGGCUCUUGGGAAGCCAACCUCCCCGUAUUUGGGGCCGCCACACCCGAUCUUCGUUGGUCACCUUUCGCAGCAGGGAAUUUCAUCGCGUUAGGUGGCAUCACAGCAUUCCCAUUUCUCCUCGCAAAUAUUUUUUUUGCGGGCCGAAUUCAAGAUCGAAAGCUGCUUGCCUUAGGAUGCGGACUAGGCCUAGCAGGAUUGGCUGUUUUCCUGUCGCUGUUGCGCACGGGAAAGAUUAACUACGGCUCGCUUUUCAUGUGCUGGUGGGCAAUUGCUCUGGGCUUUAAUCUCGCGACGACGGUGACGCUCAGCCUUCUGAGCAAACAACUCCCACCCGAACGGAACAGGUGGUCGUCGAUGGCAAUCCAGUAUUCCAACUAUACUGGUCGUGUCACAGGUGCUGUAUGGGGAGGAUCGGGCGUCUCUGUCGGGAUGCUGAAAUACACAGGGUUGGAGAUAGCACUAGUCGGAAUCGGGGCGGUGCUCUUCAUGACACUUUGGAGAAAUCUGAAGACCAAGACCGGCUGA